AUGAGGAACCAAGAUACACCGGUGAGUGAAGAAUAUUCUGCUGAUUAUGUGUUAAUAUUGCCAUUGAAGUCGAAUCAGAAACGGCAAGAAGAAGUGGCAGCUGCAGAACCACUGGAAUCAACCACCCCCAAUUCCAACAACUCCACAAUAUGGGUUGCUGAUUGGUUUGCUAAGCUUAAUAACAACAUUGGUGGAGAUUUGAAAGAAAUUGAAGUUGUUGGCCACUACGUGAUCGAGAUUUCGAAAGUCGUUGGGGCGACUUAG
This is a messenger RNA of Vicia faba (fava bean), 264 nucleotides long. Lineage: Eukaryota; Viridiplantae; Streptophyta; Magnoliopsida; Fabales; Fabaceae. The record is from the annotation of a GenBank genome assembly.